UGAAACAUAAUCUUCUAUUUUCUUCCAUUCCAAAGCUUCUAGAUUUUGCCAAGUUUCAAUUUCAGUGACAUGGCGGAGAUAAUUAAUGAAGCAAAAUCAGAGGCAAUAAAACUUUCGGUCACAGGUCCAAAAAUUGAAGAAGCUGAAAAUUUAACACAGGAAAAAUCAGAAAAUGUGGAUUUAUGUCACAAUAACAAUGAUCCAUCUACAAAGCUCGAGGAGGACGUUAUCAAGAAAAAGUAUGGCGGCUUAUUACCAAAAAGGCCUCCUCUAAUCUCCAAGGACAAUGAACGGGCUUUCUUUGAUUCAGCUGAUUGGGCUUUAGGAAAGGUUGGGGCACCAAAGAACAGAGGACCUCUGGAGGCACUUCGCCCUAAACUAGAGCCCACAAAACAUGAACAAGUGCGCUCACGAUCGGCAUAUGCACCUACAGAUGAUGGCCAAGAUGUUUGCAUGAUUUCGGAAGAAAACCAGAACAGUAAAUCAAACGGCAAUGAUGAAAUCAACAGCGAUCGGUCCACAGAGAAUCAGAUCAAUUUCCAAAAUUGAUUUAUCAUACGAUUUUAAAACACGUAUUUAACUGGUUUUUGAUAUCAAGCUCAAUUGAAGGAAAUAGACUUUUUGGAGUAUUUGUGGCCUGAAGAUUCUUCUUAAAUUAACUUUUUUGUAGGCCUAUUUACA
Molecule: messenger RNA, 681 nt
Organism: Striga asiatica
Lineage: Eukaryota; Viridiplantae; Streptophyta; Magnoliopsida; Lamiales; Orobanchaceae
Source: the annotation of a GenBank genome assembly